UUACCUGCGAGCGGUAUCGCAAUUUCGAAUCGAAGUCUGCUCUUUCGUGUCUGUUUUAUUUUCCUCUGCAAACGGGCACGGGUUGCGAUUCAGUGCAACGGUCAGCGUACGUUUCUGUACACCGGUUACCAUUUCUCUGAAAGCAGUGCGAGAAAAGCCAACGAGAGAUAUCUACGAAUAGUUUAACGAAGAACGAGGGAUUAAUUGGUUGCACGUUUCCACGCGUGUGAAUUAUAGAAAUCGAGAUAUAGCGGCCGAUUAAAAAAAUCACUUGAUGCGCUGAGGAUGCGCCGUGAUUUCUGCAACGGUGGGCUUGCCUGCGCCGUUGUGUGGGUGUCAUCGACCUGCUGGCUGCUACUAUCUUUGUCAUCGUCGGUCACAGCAGAGCCAUCGUUAAAGGCAGUAGGUCGAUGUCCAGCCUUCGAGGAGCAGAAUCUAUGUCCCGCGAGGGCGCCAAGUUGCAAAACUGACUUUCAAUGUCAGGCAACGGGAGAACGCUGCUGCCAAACAGCUUGCGGCAUGAAAUGCGUCACCGGCGAGCUGACAGGAUGCGAACAGCUGGCGCAGGCAGCCGUGAGAAGAUCGCGUGCCCUUGGUCCACACGGGCCGUCACAAUUCAUACCAAAGUGUAACAACGAGACCGGCGAAUUCAUAAGGAUACAAUGUGAUCCACGUGAGAAGCACUGCUGGUGCGUGGACGAGAUCGGCGUUGAGGUUCCAGGUACCAGGGGAUCCUCCAAGGACAUGAUCGAUUGCGACAAUCCUCGGGAGUGCCCGGCGCAUAGCUGUCGGAUGCUAUGUCCAUUGGGCUUUGAGAUCGAGCCGAAAACGAGCUGUCCUAAAUGUGAGUGCCGGGAUCCUUGCCGUGGGAUCACCUGUCCGGGGACCAGUCAAACGUGCGAGUUGAUUGAUGUAACGUGCGCCCGUCCACCAUGUCCGCCAAUUCCCAGCUGUCGCAAAGCGAAGUCACUGUCUACGAUCUGCCCAGCCGGCGAACCGCUGCAAAUCACGGACUCACCAAGACCAUUUCUCUGCGGCAACUCACGUGGGAAACCAACCUGCCCGCCGAUGUAUAGCUGCCUCGUAGAGCCGAAACAGGAGUACGGGGUCUGCUGUCCAUCCAACAUUACACUGAAAAGACCGGGAACGUGCCCGUUGGAAGAGCCAGCGAUCUGUGGUAAUUCCUGUCAGCAUGACUUAGAAUGUCCAGGGCCGCAGAAAUGUUGCAAAAGCGAGAAGUGCGGCGGUGGGGUUUGCUCCGUUCCACGGGGACUCAGUGCUUGUCAUAGAGAUCGGAUGCUGGCGGAAAUGCUGAGUAUCUCUGAGAGGCAAGGGCGUGGAUAUGUUCCUCAAUGCAUGGAAGACGGUGGUUAUGAGAGCCGGCAGUGUUCGAGAAAUGGGUUAGUUUGCUGGUGCGUAGAUAACAACGGUCGAAAGAUAUCCGGUUCCAUGGGACCAGCGGAUAAAGUUGAUUGUAAGUCGAUAACAAAGGGAAGGUCCCUUCCGGCCUCCUGUGUUUCGCAACAGUGCGCUCAGGUUUGCCAAUAUGGAUUUAAAAAUGACGCUUCCGGGUGUCCAACUUGCGAAUGUGAUAAUCCUUGCGAAGGUUUUCCGUGUCCAGCAGGAGAGCAAUGUGUACUGCAUCGUGAGGAUGGCUGUCCAGACUUCCUCUGUCCAACCAGACCGGAGUGUAAACCUAAGAAAGCUUAUAAAAGUCCCUGUGUUUAUGGAACUCCAUUAAUCGAUGACGAACGAAACGCGGUAACCUGUUCUGAGAACGACACUUGCCCCCAAAGCUACAAAUGCACCGUUGUACCGGAAGCUGGACAAUCCGUAUGCUGUAUGACGUCAGCCAAUUCCACGAAAGCACAGACCAUGUGUGAAUAUUUGAGGGAAUUCAAUGAACGCAUGGAAGGAACAAGAAAAGACAUGUCUCUGGCAACCUCGCCUCCACAAUGCGAAAAGGAUGGCAGUUAUAAGCCUCUACAAUGCCACAACGGUACUUGUUCCUGCGUGAAUGACCGCGGUGUUGUUCUAAAAAGAGGAGUGAAUCGCAGCACCGAUUGUAAAGAGAUAAACGAUCUACUAAAGCUAUGCGGAUCUUUAUCCUGCGAUUUAACCUGCCCUUACGGCUACGAAGUAGAUGCAACUGGUUGUGAACAAUGUCAUUGUCACGAUCCCUGCAAAGACGUUUCCUGUGGUCCCCACGAAACCUGCACAAUGGUCGAUGUGAAUUGUGGAUCAGGACAACAUUGUCCAGCAGUUCCAGCCUGUCUGGCUAUGAAACCAGGCCAGUGUCCAUAUUUGGUACCAAGUUCGUCGAGUUGUGAACUACAAUGUAGCAACGAUCAGGAAUGUUCGGCAAAAGAAAAAUGCUGUUCCACUGGUUGUGGAACGCAGUGCGUGGCUCCUGUGAUGGCCACUGCUUGCCAACAUGCACGUGCAGUUGCAGAACACGCGGCCAGAGAGUCUGGAGAACCAGCUAGAAGAAUCUACAUUCCCAGAUGCGAUGCCAGUGGAGCUUUUGAGCCAGUUCAGUGUCACAAUGGAAUGUGCUGGUGCGUAGACAAGGAGGGCAGGGAAGCAGCAGGUACUCGUGUUCUCGAAGGAAUAGUACCAAAGUGUAGUACACCGCUCAUGUGUCCAGAGAUCGAUUGCAAGCUUGACUGUCCUGAUGGAUUCGAACUGGAUCCUGAUAGCGGUUGUCCAACGUGUUCCUGUCGAGAUCCUUGCAGGUCCGUGACUUGUCGUGGAGAAAAUGAAGCUUGCAGAAUGGUCGAAGUAGCCUGUAGCGUACCACCAUGUCCACCUGUACCAGUCUGUUUACCAAAAAAAGAUAAUCCUUGUCCGAAUGGAUCUCCUCUAUUGGAUCAUAAUGGUUCUCCAGCGAUUUGUGGUCCGCAUGGCCAACACUGUCCAUCCACGCACAAAUGUGAACUAUCUCCUUUGGAUGAAUACGCUGUAUGCUGUCCAAAACCUCGCGAAGUUUGUUUCGAACCACCACGAAAAGUAUCGUGCAAUCUGGGAAUAGGUGCGAAUGAAACAGAAAGAUGGUACUUCGACCCAGAACGUAACGAGUGUAGGAGGAAAUCUGAGUGUACUCUAGGUCACAAUGACUUCUCCAGUCGCCUGGUAUGCGACACCGUAUGCCCUGUAUUAUCACAAUGCGAACGACUUAGGGAGAAGAACUUAAAAACGUCUCAGAGGCUGAAGCAACCGACCUUUUUACCUCGGUGUGACCCAGAAAACGGCAUGUGGGAGCCUGUACAGUGUUUGGAACACGUCGGUGUUUGCUGGUGUGUCAACAGAAAGGGUCAGCCGGUGAAAGGUUCGCUUACCAGAGGACCAGAGCCGAAGUGUAACUUCAGGCAGGCCAGACGUGGAGGCAGGGGACCGGCAAUUCAAGAAAUCGACCGUGAAAUUCAGGCCUUCAUGGAGAAUGCUCUAAUUAACUUGGAAACUGAUGAAAAGCAAAUCGGGAAAAUAUUAGGUACUAGAUGUCAGGCCAUGAAGGAUAAAGGCCAUGUUCCAGCCAUUUGCGAUCGUCAGGGCAGGUUCGAACCAACGCAGUGCGCUGGUGAUACGUGUUGGUGCGUCGAUGAGGCGGGCAAUCAACUCACUGGAUCGGAGCCAUUCCUGAAGGGAACGAAUAUUUGCUUGCCAACACCAGUAGAGGCUGUAGAAAUUACUCUACAUUUUCCGGGACGAUUCCUCGCUGAUGAUGAGGGUACACUCAUUAGACAAGCAGAGGAACUUCUUCACGAUCUAGGCGCCAGAAUAAAGAACGACGUACGGGUGGUAAUCAACCAAGACUCAGCUAUACUCAGUUUCGAAGUAAUAGGUCCAAACAAAGUGGACAUAGCGUUCCAUUUGGAAGAAUUAACCAGAAUACAAAAGCUGUCUAUGUUGGGCUCGUUUGCGGACGCAACUACUUCUCGUUUCACGCACAAAUCUCCACCAAUGGCCAUGCAAAGUAGAAUUGUAGCGUUGGAGCAACGGGAAAUCCUCACGGAAGUGGAAACACCCGUUUACCAAACAGCCACUUUGGUCUUAGCUGCCGGAAGCGCUUUUAUUAUUAGCAGUUUGCUAAUUUUAUUAAUGUUGUACCGUAAAAAGAUAAAAAUGAAAGAUCCAUCGAAAGCGUUAGCUGCAGAUCAACAUUUUCUUGCGUACCAGCAACCAGUGUAUGUGAUAUCGGGUGUAGAACAAGAAGAGAAAAAGAACGACAUCGCUGAAGCGCAAGAGAGUACGUCUACAUCGGAUGUGGUUGUCGGUUCAUAGAACGAUCGAGAAAUCGACGCGUAGAUCGCUCUUAUCCCGUGCGCGAAUAUAGUCAUGAUCAAAGUCACGUCUACGUAAUCCCCUUCAUAUUUCGAUGAGAUAUUUAUUCUUUGAAUACGAGAUACAUCGCGACUGCCAAAAUCGACGGUCGACCGAAUAAAUUGCAAACGGUACUUCCUUUACUGUGGGUGUCAUAUGAUAUUGAUUCCAUAAUACAAGGUGUAACGUAGCUACGAUUUUCAUAGAGCAGAUAAGAAAAGAGAUUCGAUCGGCCGUCGAGAAAUAAUAGUUCUUGUUUAGAACAAUCGGAUCUUCUCGCGGGUCUCUCUAUUUCGUCUCGAACGUGU
Messenger RNA from Eufriesea mexicana, 4628 nucleotides. RefSeq lists its product as uncharacterized. Gene Ontology annotation, cellular component: basement membrane; extracellular region. Bases 286 to 4281 code for a protein of 1331 amino acids. The record is from RefSeq and is a predicted model, not a curated record. Lineage: Eukaryota; Metazoa; Arthropoda; Insecta; Hymenoptera; Apidae. Gene Ontology annotation, biological process: cell-matrix adhesion. The transcript is spliced from 9 exons. Gene Ontology annotation, molecular function: serine-type endopeptidase inhibitor activity.